UCUCAAAUGUCUACCAAAUAAGUAGACUUGAAUGAUUGUGGCAAUCAGUUUCAUUCUAAACAUUACUAAAUAAACUACCAUCCGUUUAUCGUUUGAUAUUAUUUAAUUGCCGCAGUACCGUCGCGAUUUGUUGUUUAUAUUUAUUUAUAGGUUCAUUCUUCGGUUUCUUAAUAUUUUAGAUAAGUAUUCUUCAAUAGUUCUUGUAGUACCUCGAGUAGCAAUUAGAAAUGCCGCGCGGUAAAAUAGAACUCGAUGAUGACCAGAAGUUUGCAUUAAUGAAGUUUCGAAGAAGCGUCCACGACAUCUUACAACCCCAACAUGACGAUCAUUAUUUACUUCGAUGGUUGAGAGCUAGAAACUGGAACCCUGAAGCAGCAGAAAAAAUGUUAAGAGAAUCGUAUAUGUUUCGAAAACAAUGGGAAAUAGACUCAAAUUUGUUGACCUGGGACCCUCCUGAAAUUUUGAAGCUAUACCAUCCCAGCGGUACAUCUGGAUGUGAUAAAGAUGGAGCUCCGGUGCUCAUCAUACCGUUUCAAGGAUUUGAUCCCAUAGGAUUUUUGAAUUCAACACCCAAGUUAGAUCUAAUCAAAAUGGCCGGUAAAAUAUUAGAAACGAAUUUAAAAAUGGCAGCGGAAACUGGAGAAAAUCAAUUGGUUGUGAUUUUCGAUAUGGAAGGUUUUGAUAUUAAACAAUAUGCUUCUAGGCCAGCUGCUGAAAUAGCCAUAUCCUUAAUCCAGUUAUAUGAAGCUAAUUAUCCAGAAAUUCUAAAGCAAUGUUUGAUAAUAAAUGCACCAAGAGUGUUUUCAAUAGCUUUUAAUGUAGUGAAACGAUUCAUGCACGGUUAUACUUUAAGUAAGAUACAAAUUUUUAAAAACGAACCUAAAAAAUGGAAGCCCGUACUUUUGUCUAAUAUAAGCCCAGAUAAUUUACCGGAACAUUAUGGGGGAACUCUUCGUGAUCCAGAUGGAAAUCCAAGAUAUACUACCGUAAUCAAGCCCGGAGGCAAAAUUCCAAAAUCGUUUUACAAAAGGAACAUUGAAACAACAGACUUUUCAAAGGAAUAUAUCAGAACUGUACUAAAAAAAGGCAACAAAUUGAUAUUAGACUUUUUAGUUGUCGAAGAAGGAUGUUAUUUGAGGUGGGAUUUCAGGACCGAAGGACACGACAUUAAAUUCGGUAUAACCCUUAAGGACGAAAAUGGAGUGGAAAGUCCUGUGGUCCGAUACAAACGCGUAGCGUCGAAUCAAAUAGACGAAAGCGGAGUCAUAGCGUGCCAGUCACCGGCGACUUACUUUGUCACAUUUGAUAACACAUACAGCAUAUUCAGGAAUAAAAAACUGGUCUACAGAGUAUGGGUCACCCCUCCGAUAGAAAAACUAAACAUAAUUCCAACGGAAUAUGAUUUAAAGGAGUUGAAAUCAUCACUAGAAGAGGAAUUGAUUGCUUCACAGGCUAAAUCAGCGGGAGUGAGCAAUGGAAACGUAGUGAUAUCAGAAUCUUCGAAUAUGUGAAUAAAAAAAUUGACACUAGCAAAUUACUAAAUUAAUUUUUUCAAUUAAAUACUGAAAAAUAGGUAAAAUAUUUUUUCUGAUCCCGUUAUGAUUGAAUUAUUUUUUUUUGUGGUAAUCAUUAGAUAUUGGUAUCGCACAUUUAAAACAAUAGUGAUACUAUAGAGUCCGUUUUUUUAAAUUAUUAUUUUGUCUUUUUACUUUUCUGAUUAGCACAUAAAUUAAAUCUGUAUUAAAUAGUUCAAUUAGUAACAAAAGAAUUGUUUUGAGUAGUAUUUUAUAAUAGUGUCUAAACUUUGUAGGACAAAAUAAUAUUAAAAGUUAACAAUGUUCUCUUGUAAAUUGUUCAUUUUUGUAAAAGUGUUACUUUUGUUUACAAGGUGAGAUAUAUUUAAUUUUUUUAUAAAAUAUGCUUUGUUUCCAACGCUUGUUUUGCACCAUUUUUAGGAAAAAAUAUUAAUUUUAGCGACUGCCCAAAUUUUGGGUGUUUCAAUUUAGAAAGUUUCUAAAUCCAAUGAUGUAAUCAAACUUAAAAAAAAUCGUUUUUGAUAUGGAAAAAAACUUAUGUCUUAAAAAAUUAGUCAAUGUAUGCAAAUUUGUAUCAGGGCAGGUAUACUUUUUUAAUGAUAUGCAUGAUAAAAAAAUAUUUUUGAAAUAUGUUUUUAAAAGGUGGGUCACCUUGUAGAUAAUAAAGCGGAACAAAAUUACAAUUACAACUGCAGGGAUAUCAGUUGUAGCUAAAAAUAUAUUCGAGUUAUCAAACUUUAGAUAGAAGUAGGUAGAUAUAGGUAUAGCACUGGCAACAAAAUUCAAAUCUGGUUGUAACUUUAUUAUUGGUUGUUAUGGAUAAUACGCAUCAGAAAUUGAACACUUUGCUGAAUUUUAUCAACUUUUGGGAAACAAGAAAAGAACGUGUAAUAAAAAUUGUCGCUUGUUUUUUACAAAAAUAAUGCUAAUCAAAUGGUGACAUACUUACAUGUAACUUAUACAUUUUCUUGCUACUAUAUUAUCUUUGUUUGAAAGAAAAAAUGGAUAUCAACGUUUAUAACAGUUAUUUUUGCCCGAUCUACUGUUAUAACUUACUAAGGGUGAUUACCAAUUUUACCUAAAAUGUAUAU
This is a messenger RNA of Psylliodes chrysocephalus, 2626 nucleotides long. The record is from the annotation of a GenBank genome assembly. Lineage: Eukaryota; Metazoa; Arthropoda; Insecta; Coleoptera; Chrysomelidae.